Molecule: messenger RNA, 1347 nt
Organism: Penicillium waksmanii
Lineage: Eukaryota; Fungi; Ascomycota; Eurotiomycetes; Eurotiales; Aspergillaceae
Product: alpha/beta hydrolase family protein
Exons: 1
Coding region: 1-1347 (448 amino acids)
Biological process (GO): lipid catabolic process
Molecular function (GO): triacylglycerol lipase activity
Source: RefSeq, a predicted model, not a curated record
AUGAAGUCCUUUGUCUACAUAUCUGCGGGUUUUCUGUCACUUGUUUCAAGCACAGAGGCUUAUAGGCCCAGUCGGCCGAACGAUCUUGACUUCACUCAAGCCCAGGCCGAGGCCCAUAAUUGUGGCCUGGUUUGCCAGCAAAAUCUACGACAAUAUGAAGUAUUGGACCGUCAGGUGUUUGGCGAUGUUCCCUUCGACUAUGAAUUCUACGAGACGGCGGCCAAUUUCAGCCACUCACGGCCUGGUGACAUGCUGAAACUUCGGCAACAAAAUGCAUCUGCGUAUGACAUCCCCCCUGGGACUUCAUUGUGGACUAUGCAGUACACAUCCGUCGGAGUUAAUGGGACGAAUGUACCGGCGACUGCUUUCAUUGCCCUUCCCUAUACGAAAGUUCCGGAACACAAGACCCCUCUAGUCGCAUAUGCCCAUGGGACCAUUGGAGUUGUCUCUGCCUGCGCUGCAUCCUCAUCCUACAACGGAUUUGAUUAUCACAGCUGGCAGCUCCUCACUGGUCCCGGGUAUGCUGUGGUUGCUACAGACUACGCUGGCCUGGGAAACAACUAUACUUCUCACAAGUACGGCAAUCCAGUACUCAACUCCGAGGACACCUACUUCUCAGUGGUUGCUGCUCGCAAGGCCUUUCCAGGAGCUUUCACAGAUAAAUGGGCUGCUGUUGGCCAUUCGCAAGGCGCUGGAACUGUUUGGGGACUGAGUGAGAACCCCCGUGUCGUUUCCAAAGAGAGCGGCGAUUACCUAGGGGGUGUUUCAAUUGCUCCUAGCUCCAGAUUGAAUGAUAUUCUCACAGCUGUGCCGCUUAAUGUGGGAUGGGGCUUUGGUAAUGAGGUCGUGAAUAUAUUUCAGGCCUUGAAAUUCCCGAUCCAGCCGAUCGUGUUAACCCCGGAAGCCCUGAAACGUUAUCCCCUUAUGUAUGAGCUUCAGCUUUGCGACACCUCGCAAGCUGAAUUGAAUGCAGACCUUCCAAACCAUGGCAUUGUGGACUUUACACCUUCCAUUACUCAACACAAUCAUGAAGCCUAUAUCGCAUUUCAAAACAAAUACGGCGCAGCUACUGGGAGAAAAGGGUACAAGGAGCUUCUCGUUAUUCAAGCAAUCGAUGAUGAGGUUAUAAAUGUUAAUGCUACAAAGGCUGCGUACGAAGAUGCAUGCAAAAUAGGCAAUAUCGUUCACCUGAGUUUAUAUCCGGGCCUUGAUCAUGAUUCUUCAGUCGCAGCAUCAUCUCCGGAAUGGCUAGAAUGGCUCGACAACAAGUUUACGGGUGUGGCAACUCGGGACUCUCACAAAUGUGUCAUGGAGACGAGGAGUGUUUUGCUUGAUACUUCGAGAUGA